UCCCGCCGCCUCGGGAGCCGGGCCGCACUCGGGCCGCGCGCUCGCCUCCCCGCGCGAGCUCCCCAGGGUCGCCCCGCCAGCGCCGGGCGCGGGUGCAGACGGCGCCUUUUGUGCCCGGGGGCUCCUGGAAGUUUGCGGCGGGACGCGCGCGGGGAGGCGGCCGAGGACGCCCCGCGUCGCAGGGGCCGGGGCGCCGAGCAUGGGCGGCGGGCGCUGGGCCGCGGCGGGCGCGCUGCUGGCGCUGGCCGCCGGGCUCCUGGCCGCGGGCUCGGCCAGCGAGUACGACUACGUGAGCUUCCAGUCGGACGUCGGCGCGUACCAGAGCGGGCGCUUCUACACCAAGCCGCCGCAGUGCGUGGACAUCCCGGUGGACCUGCGGCUGUGCCACACCGUGGGCUACAAGAGGAUGGUGCUGCCCAACCUGCUGGAGCACGAGACCAUGGCCGAGGUGAAGCAGCAGGCCAGCAGCUGGGUGCCCCUGCUCAACAAGAACUGCCACAUCGGCACCCAGGUCUUCCUCUGCUCGCUCUUCGCGCCCGUCUGCCUGGACCGGCCCAUCUACCCGUGCCGCUGGCUCUGCGAGGCCGUGCGAGACUCGUGCGAGCCCGUCAUGCAGUUCUUCGGCUUCUACUGGCCCGAGAUGCUCAAGUGCGACAAGUUCCCCGAGGGCGACGUCUGCAUCGCCAUGACCCCGCCCAACGCCACCGAGGCCUCCAAGCCCCAAGGCACGACGGUGUGUCCUCCCUGUGACAACGAGCUGAAAUCUGAAGCCAUAAUCGAGCAUCUCUGUGCCAGCGAGUUUGCGCUGAGGAUGAAAAUCAAAGAAGUGAAAAAGGAAAAUGGCGACAAGAAGAUUGUUCCCAAGAAGAAGAAGCCCCUGAAGCUGGGGCCCAUCAAGAAGAAGGAGCUGAAGAAGCUGGUCCUGUACCUGAAGAAUGGGGCCGACUGCCCCUGUCACCAGCUGGACAACCUCAGCCAUCACUUCCUCAUCAUGGGCCGCAAGGUCAAGAGCCAGUACCUGCUGACGGCCAUCCAUAAGUGGGACAAGAAAAACAAAGAAUUCAAAAACUUCAUGAAGAAGAUGAAGAAUCACGAAUGUCCCACUUUCCAGUCGGUCUUUAAGUGAUUCUCGUGGGGUGGGUUAGGGGGGAGCGGACACCCCUGGACCCUCGGCGGUUCACACCCCCUGCUCCUUCGAGGUGGAGGGCAUCGUAAUCCAGCUACUUUGCCCUUGCAGCAUUUCCCACCCCUCCCUCCAUCCCCAUGCGCCAGACCCCAGUAUAGCCGAUAUUUAAAGCUGCAUGCCCAGAUGAGGAAACCCAUUUAGAUCAGGAAGCUUCUGAAGACCUACAGUGUGGAGAAGCACAACCCCGGGGAAGGGAGGUGCAGCACCACCCCAACCAGAGACACAGUCGCUACAAAAGAAAACGCUGCCGGUAAAGAAAGGGGGUUGGCAGCAAGGGAGAGGCAACAGCAAACGUUAGGUUCUGCCACUCUCUUUGUGUCGUUACAAAUUGCUUACGAUCUAUCAGCUAAUCUACGCCUUUGGAACUAGAAAAUUCUAACUGUUGGUAAGAUGCACGGCUUUCAGUUCCAGAGGAGUUUCUCUUUCUGUCCCUCGUGGACAGAAACAGACACACACCACACUCAGAGAGUGACAGUGCACAGGAGAAAUAGUGAGAACAAAGGGAGGGGCCUGCAUUGCUUGGCACUGUGGCCAUGUGUCAUCUCUGAUAUGAACCAGCCAGUCUCAGAUGCCCUGGAGGUGGUCACCGUCAGCCUCAGGUUUGAUCUCACCUCCUGACACGUGGAGGGCGGCACGGGCCUGCCUUGGUGUGACAGAGGUGAUGAUUCGUAGGCUGAGAAGGCAGCGGUGGUUUUCAAAAAACAGUUAAAGGAGAAAAACAAAAAAUUGAGAACAGUCAGCAAAUUGCUAGUCUAGGGUGAAUUGUCAUUGGGAAAGAGCUUAGUAUUCUAAUUCCCUUGUUGGUUCAUUUCACAUUGUUUUAAAGCGACCAACAGACCCACUUACUUUUCAAGGUUUUAAAAAAAAUCUCCACUGAGCAUUUGAAAGGUGUGGUAAGACUGGGGUCUCUUGGUGCCUUUGCGGCAACUUUCUAGCUGAGUGGCCGUCUCUCUGAGCAUUUCCAGUGGGAGGUGAAUUCUCCUGGUAGUGUAGCUGUGGGUCCUCCUUCCUGAGAGGUUCUGGGUCGCCUUGGCCCAAACACAAUGCUAAUCAAAACUCACAAUACAUCCCAUUCCUGUCUUUCAUGUGAAGAAAUGGAUUCCUUUGAACUUGAUUGCCUAGAGAUCAGAGAAAUUCAGAAUAGCCUGCCUGCCUGUCCUCUGCACUUAAAAAAAUGUUUGUUUGGUUUUUUUUUUUCAUUUCUGCAGAGGGAAAGUUAAGCUACAAGGGUUCCCAUCCAAGGAGGGAGUUUAAAAGGCAAUGCAGCUCUGGUUUUCCCCCAAGGGCCCUAAGAUAAUUCUCAAAGACAUUGUGUUUAAUAAGUGAUGUACAUAAACCCAUUCACGGAAGCAACUUGACUCCUCUUGUUCAAUGUAUAGGAAGUAAUUCCUCCCAAAUUAAUUUCUCCUUCAAGCCUGAUUCUUCAUUCUCUGUAACACCUCGAGGAUUUAACGAUUGUCCCUCUGGGCAAAUGUUUAUACCCAAUCCAGUGCUUCAGUGGGGCUGGAAGGCGUCACCCGCAUGGCCCCUGCCUGACACAGAAACAGUGGAAGAUUCUGUUAACUUCCCAAAACUCCAGUCUGAAAACCAGCCUGCCAACUUCAUUACGUUCCUGAGGGUUAUCCUGAUCUAAUGAACCCCUGACAAUUAGUGACCCAUCAUUUAAUACAUUUUUUUUUUUUGGUUCUCUCUGACCUUUAAUCAUAAAGUGUUGGGGAUCUUAAGUGAUUUGCCUGUAAUUUUGGAUGAUUUUUUUUAAAAUGUGUAUAUAUAUUAGUUAAUUAGAGAUAUUCUACUUUCCUAUUGUCAACUGAAAUUCAGAGCAAUUUCAUGAGUGUAUGGAUCUGGGUCUUAGUCUUGAUUGAUUAACUCAAGAGUUCUGUGCUCAUAUGUGUCUGCUUGUUUGGACAGAGUGGGUCAGGCAACAAGGCCUCUGUCCAGGGUGGAGGCCUUGGGAAAGGCUUUGUGUGGGCCAUAGCAGUUACCCCAGGAAGGUUAUAAAUAACAGCUGGAGUCUCUAAAUGGGAAUUCUCAGGUAGGAAGCAGUAAGAGAGUUCAAAAUAAAUUGGAAAUGUGAAUUGCAGUUGUAGAGUCCAACCACAGAGUCCCGGGACUGAGUUUCCCUGUGGACUUGGAACAGCCUUGACUAUUACACAUCAGCCAUUGCAGGGCAAAGGGAGGCUCUGGGCCCAAAGCUGCACUUGGUCACAAACCUUUGUUUUUCUCAGCAAAGGAGGUAACAAAAACGAUGUGCAGACUCACAGGCUUUCUCAUUGGUUUCCAAAAGAGGUCUGUGUGUGAUUUGGUAAUUAUUGCUAGUGCAAAGGUCGUAUUCGUGAAGGUUUAAAUUCAUCAUUCUGGGUGGAAUCCAGUGAGGUCAUGGGCAGAACUCAGCUAAAUCUUUGAAGAAUAUUAGUACUUAUCUUAGAAGAUAGAAAAUGAGGUGAGAAUUCCAAGAACACUUUAUUUUUAGAGCAUCCUGUGUCACACUUGGCUUUGGGUGUCGGUGAAUUAGCACUGAGGGCUCCCUAAGGCAUCUGGGUCUGUAAAUUACAGAAACCCCAUUGCCCAAACCAAGAGUCUGUCUUUCUCAUCAGACUCCAAGUAACUAGUUGCUCUGCUGUAACCCCGUGGAUGUGUUGGGCUCAGGCGUUCUGUUUUAGGAGAGACUCUCGUGGCAUAAUGUGCUGGCCCUCCUGACCUUUCACCAGCAGAUACACAGGACACAGACGAGGUUCCUGUUUCCUCUAGUUCCUCCACGUAGCACUCCUCUUAUAGAGUCUAAAUCUCUUACAAAAGCUUUGAAUACUGUGAAAAUGUUUUACAUUCCAUUUCAUUUGUGUGUUGUUUUUUUAACUGCAUUUUACCAGAUGUUUUGAUGUUAUCACUUAUGUUAAUAGUAAUUCCCAUAUGUGUUCAUUUUAUUUUCAUGCCUUCCUGCCAUGUAUCAAUAUUCACUCAACUAAAAUCACUCAAUU
Molecule: messenger RNA, 4164 nt
Organism: Balaenoptera acutorostrata (minke whale)
Lineage: Eukaryota; Metazoa; Chordata; Mammalia; Artiodactyla; Balaenopteridae
Gene: SFRP1
Product: secreted frizzled related protein 1
Exons: 3
Coding region: 200-1126 (308 amino acids)
Biological process (GO): non-canonical Wnt signaling pathway; negative regulation of canonical Wnt signaling pathway; canonical Wnt signaling pathway
Molecular function (GO): Wnt-protein binding
Source: RefSeq, a predicted model, not a curated record